ACGAACGGCCUAAACGCGUAGAAAAAGCUGCGGUUUUAAAAAUAACAGCGUGUGGACAGGGCCUAAAUGAAGAUGGCAAACUGACCCCAGAUCCUCAGUGAAUGUCUACAGUCGUAACCCCACCCACUCAUGUUUCAGUCCAACAGCUGCCACCUGGCUGUUUCUACGGCAACUGACCAGACCACCUUCAGCAAGCACACCUAAGAGAAGGAGGGAGAGAGGGGAAGACAAGAUACCACAGACUCUGUUAGGAUGGGCUACGAUCUAGAACGUUUUGUAGGCUAUGUGAACGAGGGUUUGCUGUGCUGUGUGUGUCGGGACGUGUUAGAAGAUCCUUUGCAGGCUCCGUGUGAACAUGCCUUCUGCAGCUCCUGCAUUCAUGGAUGGCUCGUCCACCAUAACACCUGUCCAGAGGACCGCUUGCCUUUAGACAUCACACAUCUACGCCCACUGUUCAGAUACAUGAGAAAUUAUUUAGCAAAGCUGCAGGUGAGGUGUGUGUUCCGGCCACAAGGUUGUGAGGUCACAUGCGCUCUGGAGUCUGUUCAUCGGCAUGAGCUACAGUGUGAUUACGCUUUGCUGAACUGCAGUAAUGCAGGCUGCCCGGUUCAGGUGUCGCGGCGCUCUCUGGAAGCUCAUCUGUGUGUGUGUGAAUACAGUAGUAGAUACACAAUCCUAAACACAGAGGAGGCCCAACACAAAUGUGUAUCGGAUCUACGGGCCGAGCUGGACAUGCUCAGGGCAGAAUUAGACUGCAAAGUCGAAGAGGUGCGACAUGAAAUGGAAUCUCACUUGGAUUCCCAAAGACGACACAUGGUGCAGAAGGAGAGUCUGCUGAGGUGUGAAGUGGACGAACUGAAGGGCCAGCUGUCCAGAGUCAUGUCAGAUGUCCGUGUUCUGCUGGCUGCAGAGAGAGCGCGCAGACGAGCUGGAGAGGGCGGAGCUGGAGAAGGCAGAGCUUCUUGAACUUUAAAAAAAGGAGGGGCUCAGACCGGCCACGCCCUCUGGAGCAGCACCGCCCCCUGCUGAGGUGCAGAGAAAGCUGAGCCCAAGAAGCCUAGCUUUGGACUGCAUCAAAAGAAAGAAUAGAGAGGCGACAGUCAUCUGAGGACACUGCUUUUCACGGCAGAACAGUAAGGAAGAGGGAAUGUCACAUCAUAUGAUGCUAAUAGAAAACCACUGACUGGAACUCAUCAUCUGAAUGAAGCCCCAUUAUUGCAGUUCCUCGGGGUGAACCGAAUGAUUGAUAUGAGAUUGGCUAUGUUUGAUGAUUUAUCCAAAUUGCUUAGUAAAAAUACUUUUUUGACCAAUUUUGUAUGUUUUUA
This is a messenger RNA of Sinocyclocheilus rhinocerous, 1325 nucleotides long. RefSeq names its product E3 ubiquitin-protein ligase NRDP1-like. The transcript is spliced from 6 exons. The coding region runs from base 253 to 966 and encodes 237 amino acids. The record is from RefSeq and is a predicted model, not a curated record. Gene Ontology annotation, biological process: regulation of canonical NF-kappaB signal transduction. Lineage: Eukaryota; Metazoa; Chordata; Actinopteri; Cypriniformes; Cyprinidae. Gene Ontology annotation, cellular component: plasma membrane signaling receptor complex.